This is a messenger RNA of Helobdella robusta, 2104 nucleotides long. RefSeq lists its product as hypothetical. Gene Ontology annotation, biological process: cytoskeleton-dependent cytokinesis; regulation of exocytosis. Gene Ontology annotation, molecular function: molecular adaptor activity; GTPase activity; GTP binding. The record is from RefSeq and is a predicted model, not a curated record. Gene Ontology annotation, cellular component: cell division site; septin ring; synaptic vesicle. The transcript has 12 exons. The coding region runs from base 81 to 1193 and encodes 370 amino acids. NCBI's taxonomy places the organism in Eukaryota, Metazoa, Annelida, Clitellata, Rhynchobdellida, Glossiphoniidae.
UAAUUUCUGCUGGUUCACUUUUCGUCAGUAGUGCCUGCUACAAACGAAGUUUUUUUUUUACACGGAAAUAAAAUAAGACAAUGUCUUCCGAACACAGACAGUUAACCUCCAACGAGGCGACGGACUGUGUGGGGUUCGCCAACCUGCCCAACCAGGUCCACAGGAAGUCAGUCAAGAAGGGUUUUGAGUUCACUCUGAUGGUUGUUGGUGAAUCAGGCCUCGGAAAGUCAACGGUCAUCAACAGCCUUUUUCUCACUGACCUUUACCCUCACAGGGUCAUACCCAGUGCUCAAGAAAAAGCCGUAAGCACAGUAAACAUCGAAGCUUCUACAGUAGAGAUUGAGGAGAGAGGGGUGAAACUGAGGUUGACAGUCGUUGAUACUCCCGGGUACUCCGAUCCUAUCAAUGCUAAUAACUGCUUCGAGACCAUCAUCAACUACGUGGACUGCCAGUAUGAGAAGUUCCUUCUGGAUGAAAGUGGGCUGAACAGGCGACACAUCCAAGACACCAGGGUUCACUGCUGCUUCUAUUUUAUCAAUCCUAUUGGACAUGGAUUGAAGCCGCUGGACCUGCAGUUCAUGAAGGCCAUUGACCACAAGGUCAACAUCGUUCCUGUCAUCGCUAAGGCUGACACGCUCACCAAAAGUGAACUUCUGACUCUUAAGGCCAAGGUGAUGGAGGAGAUAAAGAAGCAUCAGAUCCAGAUAUACACUCUGCCGGACUGUGAUGACGAUGAGGACGAGGAUUAUAAACUGCAGUGUAAGCAGUUGAAGGAAGCUGUGCCUUUCGCAGUAAUAGGUUCGAACGUGAUGUUGGAGGUGAGGUCACGAAAGGUCAGAGGUCGCAUGUACCCGUGGGGCGUGGUCGAGGUGGAGAACCCUGAGCAUUGCGAUUUCAUAAAACUGAGGACUAUGUUGAUCGCCCACAUGCAAGACCUUCAAGAAGUGACCCAGGAAGUCCACUACGAGAACUUCAGGUCGCAGAAGAUCUCACAGGCUGAUGGAUCAGUUCCUAGGAUUAGACAAUCGAGGAUGAUAGCAUCUGAUAAGGAUGAUAAACUGAGUGAGAAAGAAAGAAUGCUGAUGGAAAAAGAAGCAGAGCUGAAGAGGAUGCAAGAAAUGAUCACCAGGAUGCAGGCAGAGAUGAUGAAAAAGUCAUCACCAUCAUCUUCGUGUGUCAAUGUCAAUGGAUGAUGAUGAUGAUGAUGAGGUAGUAUUAGAACUGGAUCAGAAGUAGAAUUUUCAUUGCCGGCCCACGUACCAACAUAUUUACAACUUGUUGUAAAUCAGCUUUUCGACUACUUAUUUUUUAAAUUCAGACGUUUCAUUGUUCAUGUUCUUUUUUCACAGUAAAAAUUAUUUUCAUCUUUAUGUUAUACAAUGUUAAAAUACAUAUAUAAUCAACUCUCAUUGAAUUAUAUUAUUGGCUAGUAUUAGUAACUGAACUGUGCUAGUUUGAAUGUUCUUUCGUCACGUUCAUCUAUUUAGUCUGAAAGUAAUGUAUUAUAAAUGCACUUUGUUUAAUUAUUUUGCUUGUUUGUCACGCGGCGAAUUUCACACACACACUCCAUACAUGUUUAAGACAUUUCAAUUUAACAAAAGCCAACCAUCUAGUCUAAGAAUGCAAUCAUAUGUCUUUAAAUUUAAUUAUAUAUAUAUAUAUAUACAUAUAUAUUCAUUUAUUCAGUCACAUUAUUACUGACUUCAAUAUUUUUGUACACAAACUUUACAAGCCGUCAACUUUUAAAAUCAUCUAAAACUUAUAAAUUUCAAAUUAUUUUUCAUUUGCAGUGUUUGCAUUUUUAAAAAUUUUCUGCCAUUAAUGUUUAUCGUGCAAUUUUACAUGUUUGGAAUUAUUCAUUUAAACAUUUAUGAAGCUUUGUUACUCAAAUUUAUAUUAUUCAAUAAAUUGCCAUAUUUUAUAUGAUAAAUUUCUUGUAGAUCCUUCCGUUAUUCACUAAUCUACAAAUCAAAACUCGUGUGCUCAAAAGUAUUGCUUCAACAUCCAAAUAUAAGCUUCAUACAGUUAGGUCGAAUGCAGUUCUACAAACAGAUGUUUUGAAAUAAUUGCUCUUACUAGUUAAAUAUAUUCUCAUAUUUUUAAA